Molecule: messenger RNA, 7202 nt
Organism: Corvus hawaiiensis (hawaiian crow)
Lineage: Eukaryota; Metazoa; Chordata; Aves; Passeriformes; Corvidae
Gene: USP54
Product: ubiquitin specific peptidase 54
Exons: 24
Coding region: 1131-6452 (1773 amino acids)
Biological process (GO): protein deubiquitination
Molecular function (GO): cysteine-type deubiquitinase activity
Source: RefSeq, a predicted model, not a curated record
UGGCGGCGCUCGCGAGAGGCGGGUGGCGCGGCUGCCCGUAGCUAUGGCAGCGGGGGAUGAGCGCGCCCGGCGGGACCCGCGCGCGGGGACAGGUAGGGAUUGAAACUGCUCCUGGGGUGCUGGGGAUUCCUCUCGUCCCGUCCCGUCCCGUCUCGUCCCCUCAGGAGAAACCGCGGCCAGGCCCAGCUGUUCACUGGCUGCUUGACCGUGUGCCCGGAGCCUCGCCGGUGGCGACCCCCGCUCUGUGCAGCGGCGCAGCCCCCGCCCCCCUCGGCCGGGCCGCAGCGAGGUCGGUGCGGGACUCGGCCGGGCCCGGAUCCCGGCCCGACCGCCGGCGGGACUGUGAGUGAAGGGCUUCUCUGCUCUGCACGCCCUCAGAAGAGAAAAGGAGCAGCAGGAACGAGAAAAAGAGAAUACUAGAGGCUAAACAGCUUUCUGGCACGGCUGGGCAUUCCGAUUGCAAAAGGAGGAUCAGGAGAAGAAGUUUCUAAAGACCGCAUGCAGAAUUAGAAGAACUGUAUUGGAGACUUUCUGCUUCUUUAAAGCUCUUCGCUCUCACGUUCUGGAGUUACUUCUUUUUCCCCUGUGAGGAUAAUGUCUCUUUCGUCACUCAAGAUAGAUGUAACUGAAAGGGAGCUGCCAAGGUUGUGUUUUAGUUUCUUUCUCCCUUACUAAUUGGAUUUUUCCCAUCUUCUGCAGUAGGAUUAUAGAAGGAUUACAGAAGCUGUGUUUUUGGGGGUGUGGGAGGAAGUUGUUGUUUUUCUUGUCUUGAGUCUGGGACCUCCUUGAUUUGCCAUUUGUUCUCUGAAGUUACUGCCUGUUUGGAAGAGGGAGAAGCAGCAUAACAUGAACUUGCACAACCAUGGAUUCCUUCCCUUUGCAAAUGGUCUAUGUGGCUGCUUGUAAAGGAGGUUUUUGCAUGCGUUAGCAGCAAAUGAAGAAUAGCAUCCCAGACUGGAUUUAAAAGAAGCCAACUCCUUGAGUCCUGGCAAAAGGAUAAAUACUGUUUCAACUAUAGUUUAAAGAGGAUUGGAUGUUGUUCCAGUUUUGAAUUUUUUGAAAGGAAGGAUCUGAUCAAAUCAAAUAUUCUGCCAGCCUAAACCUGCAUUUUCUACAGCUGAAACUGGAAGAUGUCUUGGAAAAGAAAUUACUUUUCUGUGGGUCGGGGGAAUGUACAGGGCAUGUUUACUCCACGAAAUACCACCUCAAUAGCACCCAGUAAAGGUCUCAGCAAUGAACCAGGACAGAACAGUUGCUUCCUGAAUAGUGCGCUACAGGUUCUUUGGCACCUGGACAUUUUUCGCCGCAGUUUCCGGCAGAUCACAACGCACAAAUGUAUGGGUGAUUCUUGCAUCUUCUGUGCUCUUAAGGGUAUAUUCAACCAGUUUCAGUGUAGUAGUGAGAAGGUACUGCCUUCUGAUGCCCUGCGCACUGCUCUCGCAAAGACAUUUCAGGAUGAGCAACGUUUCCAGCUGGGCAUCAUGGAUGAUGCUGCUGAAUGUUUUGAAAACCUGCUAAUGCGAAUUCACUUCCACAUUGCAGAUGAGACAAAGGAAGAUAUUUGCACUGCACCACAUUGUGUUUCCCAUCAGAAGUUUGCAAUGACUUUAUUUGAACAGUGUGUUUGUACCAGCUGUGGUGCCACCUCUGACCCGUUACCUUUCAUCCAGAUGGUACAUUAUAUUUCCACAACCUCACUCUGCAAUCAAGCUAUUUGUAUGCUGGAGAGGCGAGAGAAACCAACUCCGGAUAUGUUUGGAGAGCUCCUGCAGAACGCCAGCACUAUGGGGGACCUGCGAAACUGUCCAAGUAACUGUGGGGAAAAGAUCCGUAUUCGUCGUGUGCUGAUGAACUCGCCACAAAUCAUCACCAUUGGCUUGGUUUGGGACUCAGACCACUCUGAUCUGGCUGAAGAUGUGAUUCACAGUCUGGGAACUUGCCUUAAACUGGGAGAUCUCUUCUUCAGAGUAACUGAUGAUAGAGCAAAACACUCAGAGCUGUAUUUGGUGGGAAUGAUUUGUUACUAUGGAAAACACUAUUCAACCUUCUUCUUCCAAACUAAAAUCCGCAAGUGGAUGUACUUUGAUGAUGCUCAUGUCAAAGAGAUUGGUCCAAAAUGGAAGGAUGUUGUGACAAAGUGCAUUAAGGGUCACUAUCAGCCUUUGCUGCUGCUCUAUGCAGAUCCAAGAGGAACUCCAGUGUCAACACAAGACUUGCCCCCUCAGGUGGAUUUACAGCAAUAUAGCAGGACUUGCUAUGACAGUGAAGACUCGGGGAGAGAACCUUCCAUCUCGAGUGAUACACGGACAGAUUCCUCUACAGACAGCUAUCCUUAUAAACAGGCACACCAUGAGUCUGUGGUCAGUCACUUCUCCUCUGACUCCCAGGGGACAGUCAUCUACAAUGUGGAGAAUGAUGCAGCUUCACAAAGCAGCAGGGACACAGGCAUUGCAGCUAUCUGGGAAGGGCGCUUUCAUCACCAGAAUCCCUCAUGCUUGGGAACUCAGGACUUUCUGUGCCACCUGACUGACAGUGAGUGCAAUCAGAGGCAUGUUUCAAAGAAGAGCUCGCUGGCAGACCGCAAGAGGAGUUCUAGCCGGUCUAGGCGGAAAGGAGAUGAGGCUCAAUCAUCAGGAUACCAUAGUGAAGGAGAAACCUUGAAGGAGAAACAAGCCCCCAGAACUGCCCCCAAACCAUCCAGCAGCACCAGCAGGCUGAGGGAAUUUAAAGAGACAGUGAGCAACAUGAUCCACAGCAGACCACAGCAGAUUUCUCAUACCAUCCAGAAUUCCCCUCGUGGAGGGAGUAGUGUGGAUCAGGCAGAAACACGACCCUCAAAAAGCCUGCCUGCGCACGCUCGAGACUGGGAAGUGGAGAGUACCAGUAGUGAGUCUAAAUCCAGUUCAUCUAGCAGGUACCGGCCAACGUGGAGACCCAAAAGAGAGUCUCUGAAUAUAGACAGCAUCUUCAGUAAAGACAAGAGGAAACAUUGUGGCUACACUCAGCUUAGCCCUUUCUCCGAAGAAGCAGGUAAAGAACUUACUGAGAAUGAGGUGAAAGAACACACUGUUCAUGAAACAAGGUCAAGCCAGUCAAAUGUCAGAUACAAGCGUGGUGUGCUGGGCCGGGGCACCCAGUACCAUAUGGUGGAUCAACAUCCUCAUCUAAUACAGAGGAUGGAGUCUGGCUACGAAAGCAGUGAGCGCAACAGCAACAGCCCAGUGAGUCUGGACAUGUCCUUGUCUGAAAGCUCAAGCACCCACAGGGAUGUUCAUACGAAGCGAGCAGGUGGAUUUGUUCCUGCUUGGCGUAACAUCCCAAAGUCUCACAGUAGCAGCAUCUUGGAGGUGGAGUCGGCUUCAUCAAUUGGGAGCUGGACAAACAGCCCACACACCACUGGAAAUGGUGGAGACAUCUUUGUUCCUUUAAAGAGUGAGCUGGAUGAAUUGCAAGAAGAGGUGGCAAGGAGAGCCCAUGAGCAAGAACUACGUAGAAAAAGAGAAAAGGAAAUGGAGGCAGCAAUGGGCUUUAAUCCCCGUCCCAGCAGGUUCAUGGAUCUAGAUGAACUGCAGAAUCAGGGGAGGAGUGAUGGCUUUGAGAAGUCGAUGCAGGAAGCAGACUCAAUCUUUGAAGAGUCACUGAAUCAGGAGCAGAAGGGCGAUUGUGCUGCAGCUUUGGCUCUCUGUAACGAAGCUAUAUCUAAACUAAGACUUGCCAUGCAUGAUGCCAGCGCUAGCACUCACAGCAGAGCCCUAGUCGAUAAGAAGCUGCAAAUCAGUAUCCGAAAAGCCCGGAGCCUCCAGGAUCGCAUGCAGCACCAACAGCCACCGCAGCCGCUGCCUCCGCCAGCCUGCCACCCACCACAGGGCGGCACCAUGGCCCAGUCUACAAGUGAACAGACUGGCCCGCUCCAAGUACUGCUGAGCCAGGAGCUACCACUGGAACCCAACAAAGAAGUGGAAUUUGGGUCCAGUUCUUUCUUCCACCCACCUGCUUCCUGCCAUGAAUUGCACUCAUCAUUAUAUCCAGAGUCUUCCUCCUUGCCCCCCUCUGAAAGCAGUCCAUCCAACAGGAUCUCUCCAAACUUCCAGUCUGCUUCUGCUGAUUUUCAUGACCAAGUUCCCUCUUUUCCCUAUAGGCAAGGGUUGACAGAGAGGUCUGCAAGAACUGAGAAUGAUGCCCACAAUAGUGGGGAAUUUGCUGACACGACAGCCACAGGGCCAAAAGACUAUAGGGAUUGCUGCAGUAGCAGCAGGUUAGAAGAGGUUCAUAACAUAAUGCCUAUUCUCACACCUCACUUCAAAUCCAAAGCUAAUACAAUAAACUCUGUGUCUUUGCCUACACUGUUUCCCUGUCCACAUCCACCACAAGCUGCAUCUCCUGAAAGGGACAGCCAGCACAGUCCUUGUUCCAAACUUGCAAGCUCUCCCGUGCGGCCCAACGUUGAUCAUUUAGGGGCCUAUCAUGCAGUGACCUCUGCAACUUCAUCCCCUACACAGCAGUGCUCCUCGGAUCCUUUGCAGAAAAAUAAGUACUCCAGAGCAAACAGCCAGGAGAUGUUAUUACCCUCACAGGGUGAAUAUGGCACAGCAGACGGUUGUAAAUCUGAGGCUUUUAGUACAAAGGGACAUGUUCGCUCCUUGGCAGAGCAGUUUCAGAAAAUGCAUGCAGUCUCCCAGAGAAAAGGUACUCAUGAAAAAGACUGGAUUACUGCAGUGUGUCAGGAUGAGAAGUCUCCAAAGUUAACACAAAAAUCUUUCAUCAGCCGUUCAUCUUCUGGUUACGGACAGCUACUCCAUCAAAACCAAGAAAACAAAAACCAGUCUUCUGAAAAAUUACACUCAGCUGUGGAUAUUAGGGACGGGGUAGUUUCUUUGAAGGGUUUUAGUGCCCAACAUGUUGCUUCUAUGAGUUUUUGUUCUCACAGUGAAGAACUGUGUAGAAGAGGUGGACAGACUAUAGCAGACCCUGCACCCUAUGUGGAAAGGCACUGUCAUGAUGGAGGAAUGAAAGAGGUGGAUGAUGGAGCUGCUAGUAGCAUGGUUGCCUCUAUGCCUGUGGACCAUUGGGUGAAUAAUGUUACUAGGUAUUACAGUUCUCAGAAGGCUAAUAAGAAUACUGAAUGGCUUCCUGUACCUGGGAGGAGUCCACUCCUUUCUGAUCAGAGAGCAGUUGGAGAUGACUUGAGCAGGAUCCCAGUACAUCUGCAUCCACAGUGGAAUCAAGACACAGAACAGGAGCUCUCAGAACUGGAAUCCCUCUAUCAGACUAGUCUGCAGGCAUCUCAGGCCACUAGGCCUUUCUUGGGAAGACAGGACAGUGCUAGGUAUCCAUUUGACCAAUCAGUCUCUGUGAACCUGAGUGUGAGGAAGCUGCCUGCUACAGCUGGCAUGGGUCUGUCGAAAACCCCAACAGCAGAGAUCGAGCGCAGUCUGUGUGGAUCCACUGUCUCUUCUGUCUCCAAGGUCACAUAUACCAGAGAACAUAGCAGGGAACCAGAAGAGGAGGAAAUAUACAGUGCAGAGAAUUUCCGUCGCAUUGCUCGCAGUCUCAGUGGGACAGUUGUCUCAAACAGAGAAGAGACCUUGGUCUCUUCUCACAGUUUUGAAGCACCAAAUACGAGGAAAAUGCCAGUGGACACCAGCCACCGUUCUUCCAGCUCCACUUCCCUUCCUUUCCCCCAUGAUCCUCCUGUAUUUCCCUUUGAUCCCCAGCACAACCCAAACCAGGUGCAGCACCCACCCCAUGAUGUACUGAUGCCCAGCAUGGUGGGCAAGGCACGUAAACUGUCAGGAGAUCAGAAGAACAUCAUCCAGAAACUUCUGGUUGUGCCUGACAGGGGUGAAGCUUUCCAAGGUGAAGACUACCCAGGUGUGGCACUGAGCUAUGGGAGUCUCCCUUGUGUACCCAAAGGCACCCUCUCCCAGGGGCAAAAGCCUCGUGUUAAUUUGCAUUUAGGAGGUGGAGCAUCAAGUGUCUCUGGCCAUUUGCUGAACACAAGUUACUCUGCCAGGCAAACAGCCACUUUACCAGAUAAGCGAACAAUGCUCUGGGGGAAACAUGCUGGCCAGCCAGGCAAGAGUUUACAGGAAGGCUUCCUCCAGCAGCCUUCACAACAUCACAUGCAUGAAUCUCACACCAUCAGUUGCAGACUACCAGCCAGCACAGACUACAGCACUUUAAGAAUACCACGUGAGCCUUCUUGGGAUCCCGGUGCUUCUCAAUGUUGCCCUGUGCCCCCCUCUUGUGUUAAGGCCCCGGGUCCAAGGAGAGUUGAUAUGCCUCCAGAAGAAGACUGGCGAGAGAACAGCUACACCCCUCAGCCUGGCAGAAGGCGAGUGCUGCCAAUGCAUGUGAUGGAUGGGACUUUUUCUUCUGCUUCCGAGGCACACAGAAAUAUGCUGGCUCGAGCAGCAGCAGCUACUGGCACCAUGCAAAACAAUGGCUGGUGAGAUCCCGUCCACUUCAUGUGCCCCAGUACACCACUCUGUGAACUAUGGUUAUUGCCAGAGUGUGGAUUGCAUGGAGACAGGAAACUCUUUCAAUCAGUAUCUGUGCCAGUUGUCUUAAAAUGUAGCUAUACAGUAUGUGGAAACUAAUUGCACUGUAUUUUGUUUCUGACACUACUGAACUGCUGUCUGGAUGGGGAAUCUUAGCUAUUCUAGUCCUGGCCUCUCCUAGCAAACAAGUGCUAUAGGAAUGGUAAUUGGCUUACGGGUAAGUUCUGAAGUGUGCACACGUUUUGGAGGAAGAUGGCAACUAACAAAAGGACAUUUUUAAGGACUCUUUUUCAUGAAAUGUAGCUUUGGUAAAUUCUUCACAUAAAGAAACCAAUCCUUUUGUUCUCCUUCCUCUCUCCUGUUCCUUCCUAGGGGUCCUACUGACCCACCUUCCAGGUUCCAGUAAAUCUGCACUUGGCAGGUGGCAGUUAGUAAAGCAAACAGUUUUCAGUGUUCUGAGAUCUCAUACAGAGAUCACAGCUGUAGUUGCUGCAGAGGAAGUGACAGGGAGAUAUUGUUCAUCAGUAAACCCCAAUUUUCCCCACUUUAGCAAACUAACAAUGCUUCAAACAGAAAAGACUGUUAAUGCUGCACGCUUAGCUACACCAAUGUAAACACAGAAUAAGUUUAACUAUUUUAGUGUCAAACAUACUUGCUUUUGUAAGUAUUUUUCAAAUAAAUCUAUGAAAAUAGUUCUAUUUA